AUGAACCCCCUCACGUCGCGGUUGCUGAUGCAGCGGGGCCGGCCCAAGAGCGACCGGCUUGGGAAGAUCCGGAGCCUAGAUUUGUCAGGCCUGAAGCUGCUCUCGGAGCACCUGGACCCCAAGCUCCUGUGCCGCCUCAAGCUGCUGAAAGAGCUGGACCUGUCCAACAACCAGCUGGACACGCUGCCCGCCAACCUGGGCCUGAGCCACCUGCGUAUCCUCCACUGCGCCAACAACCAGCUGGGGGACAUCACUUGCCUGUCCCAGUUCCCACAGCUUGAGGAGCUCAGCCUGGAGGGCAACCACCACCUGACGGUCAGCGACAACCUGAAAAUCUCCUUUCUCCUGCCCAAGCUCCGCAAGUUCAACGGCAAGGAUGCGUCUUCAACUUUCUCCGAGGCGGAGAAUCUGAACCGGGAGCUGAUGAGGAGGGUCACUGCUUACUGGGAGGAGUUCAUGGCCAACCUAGGCCCCGAGAAGGAGACUGAGAAGGCCAAGGCGGACUUUGUGAGAUCGGCCGUCAAUGAUAUCCGCUACGGCUCCGAGUCCCUCAGCGAGUUCAUCCAGUGGCGGGUGCAGAUGAUUUCUGAAGAACUGGUGGCGGCAGGUGGGACCCAGAUGCCAAAGGCAGACAACUCAGAGAGGCCCGUGAAAGCCACAGCCACUCACAAGUCCAGGACCAGGAUGGUGACCUUGAAACGGCUUGAUGAUGCCCCACUCAGUGUCUCUCCCAGCAAGCGAGCCUGCACCUCCCUGGCAGCCCAGGUGGAAGGCAGCCCAGAGGGCUCUGAUGACAGCCAGCCUGGCCCGAAGCUACAGCCCACACACUUCCUGCAAUGUCACAGCAAGAACAACAGCCGUCAGGACCUGCAGACGCAGCUGUGGGCCUGCGCCUUCGAGCCUGCCUGGAACGAGGGACACUCGGGGGCCUCGUCCCAGACCGUGGCUACCUGUGGUGGGGAGGCUGUCUGCGUGAUUGACUGCCAGUUGGGCAUCGUGCUGUACAAGUACAAGGUGCCUGGCGAGGAAUUCUUUUCCGUGGCCUGGACAGCCGUGACAGUAGUCACCCAGACUGGCCACAAGACGCGCUGGAACGUACUGGUGGCCGCUGGCCUGCGGGGCCUGGUGCGGAUGCUGCAUGUGAAGACCGGCUUCUCCUGUGGGAGCAUACGGGCCCACAAGAAGGCCAUCGCCACCCUCUGCUUCAGCCCCACCCGCGAGACCCACCUCUUCACGGCCUCCUAUGACAAGCGGAUCAUUCUCUGGGACAUUGGGAUGCCCAACGAUGACUGCGAAUUCCAGGCCAGCCAGCUGCUCACACUCGACACCACCUCCAUCCCCCUGCGCCUCUGCCCUGUGGCCUCCUGCCCAGAUGCCUACCUGCUGGCUGGCUGUGAGGGUGGCUGCUGCUGCUGGGAUGUGCGACUGGACCAGCCACAGAAGAGGAGGGGCUGUGAAGUGGAGUUCACCUUCUCCGAGGGCACAGAGGCAUCCCGGCGGAGAGUGGACGGACUGGCAUUUGUGAACGAGGAUGUUGUGGCCUCCAAAGGGAACAGCCUGGGCAUCAUCUUCCUGUGGAGCUGGAGCCAGACCUGGGCAGCCAGGGGCAGCCAGGCCACCGUGGCGGUCGUUGUCCUGGCACGGCUCCAGUGGUCAACCACUGAGCUGGCCUAUUUCUCACUCAGCACCUGCCCUGGUCAGGGCACUGUGCUGUGUGGGGAUGAGGAAGGGAACGUGUGGGUCUACAACAUCCAACAUCUCCUAAACCAGCAGCCGCCACUGCCAGCAUCGCCCCAGGCCCCUGCACAGAUCCUCAAGUGGCCCCAGCCCUGGGCCCUCGGCCAGAUGGUGACCAAGACCAUGGUGAACACAGUGGUGGCCAACCCCAGCUUUACCUACCUCACUGCUCUGACGGACUCCAACAUUGUCGCCAUCUGGAAGAGGCAGUAG
Elephantulus edwardii (Cape elephant shrew) is the source of this 1950-nucleotide messenger RNA. It is a transcript of the gene LRWD1, whose product is annotated as leucine-rich repeats and WD repeat domain containing 1. NCBI's taxonomy places the organism in Eukaryota, Metazoa, Chordata, Mammalia, Macroscelidea, Macroscelididae. The coding region runs from base 1 to 1950 and encodes 649 amino acids. Gene Ontology annotation, molecular function: protein binding; chromatin binding. Gene Ontology annotation, biological process: chromatin organization; establishment of protein localization to chromatin. The transcript has 15 exons. The record is from RefSeq and is a predicted model, not a curated record. Gene Ontology annotation, cellular component: nuclear origin of replication recognition complex.